Molecule: messenger RNA, 597 nt
Organism: Ilex paraguariensis (yerba mate)
Lineage: Eukaryota; Viridiplantae; Streptophyta; Magnoliopsida; Aquifoliales; Aquifoliaceae
Source: the annotation of a GenBank genome assembly
GUCAAAUCAGCAGACAAUCGUAUCCUCCAGGAACAACUGCAGAAUAAGAAUCAAAAAUUGGCUGAAGAAGCUUCUUAUGCCAAGGAAUUGGCCUCUGCUGCAGCUUUUGAAUUGAAGAAUUUGGCUAGUGUCGGUGUUCAAAAUUGUAAUGGUGGCAACUACAAGAACAGUAGUGACUUAAGACCCGGUCGUAAGGGUCUACUCUCCGGCCAAGCAAAGGAAGUUUCAGGAAUAACCUAUGAUGACUUUGACUUGGAAGGAAACAACGUGAAGGUCACUCUUGAGGAUGCCUUGGCUGAAAAGGAACUUGUGGAAGUUGGACGUAGGAAAAAGGUUGAUGAGGCAAAGAAAAUGGAGACAACUUUGGAAAAUGACUUAGCAAACAUGUGGGUUCUUGUUGCUCAGCUUAAGAAAGAAGCGGAACCAGUCACCAACUCAAUUACUAAUGAAAGGCAUAAUGAUGGAACAAGCCAUGUAGAUGAUGGAACAGGAAUAAUGGUUUUGGAUGUUACAAAAUUAGCUCUCAGCAUUCUCAAGGGAGAACUACUCUUUGUUCGUCUAAGGUCUCCCUCUCUGACUGUCAGUGUGCACAUAUGA